UUUUCGGCGGGAGACGGGAACGGGACAGUUGCUUUCUUCAUUGAGUAAUCUAAAUAAUUAAUACGAAGUGGUGUUUUGUGGUUAAUGAUCGCAUUAAGUUAGUCGGAAGACAUUCGCGAGUGUUAUUAUAUUGGAGUAUUCAAUAAACAAAGUGUAUCUGCCUAUUUUCGCUUCGUGUCGGGAAGCCGCUUCAUAACUCAAAAGUUUAUGCGGACUUUUGAGUUAAUUCGUUUGGGGUUCGGAGUAGGAGUCUACUCCGAGGGUGGGGGCUUAGGUUUCAUCAUCAUCACCUUUCAUCAUUUCAUUAAUCAUCAAGAAAAAAAAAUACGUAAGACAUGGCUGUAUGGGCAUAGUUCCCUUUGCCUUACCCUUCGGGGAAAAACAAAACAAAAAAAAAAAAAUCAUUGUUUUAAAGUCUUGCUCGUCGGUUUUCUGUGUUCAGUUAAAUAUUACUUUUAUUUCAAUACCUAAUUAGUGAAGUUUUCAUGAUAUUUGAUUAUCGUUUACUUUCUGAUGUAAAUUUAUUUAGGUUUAUUUAGGUUACGUUUUACAUACAAACUAUGGAAGACUCGAAUCAAGAAAACAAACAGUGUACUUCGAGGUAUAGAAGUCCAACUUUUAGUAAAGAGGAAAUAAACGCGCUAUUAAACUUGAUAGAAAAAUAUAAACUUUUUAUUUUAAACAAGUCCAUAACAGCGGCGGUGUGCCAAGCUAAGGAAACUACUUGGUCUAAAAUAGCGAAGGAAUUCAAUAGUUUAGAGUUGGGACAUAUUAGAAACGCAGACAGCUUGAGGGUAAAGUGGGAAAAUUUGAAGAGAGAUGCGAGGAAGUUGUCUAAGAAUGUAAUGGACAGCAGCUGCAACGAUCUGGAUGCGGCGGAAGCUCGCGUCGUCGCGAUGAUCUCUGAGGCUGACAAUAUAGGUGCUAUUGAUACUCCACAGGAUAUCUUAGAUGAUGAAGAUAAUAUUAAUGGUAUAGAUGAGCAGAAGGAUUCAUCAAACAGCUUUGCAAAAUACUGGGAUGAAGGUGUUGAGUCUGAAGAGGGAGAUGAACAUGAGAGAAACAGUAGAAUUACCCGCUCUUUGAACUUCUCCCCACAAGAGUGCGGGCUCCUGCUGCAGUGUGUCAAGAAGGAGAAGAAGCAUGUCUUCUCCAAGGACCUAAGUAGCAAGGCCAUUGAACUCAAGAAUGAUGCUUGGUUCAGAAUUGCAAAUUCCUACAAUAAGCUGAGUCCACAGAAGCGCUCAGCCAAAGUCCUUAGAACUAAGUUUGGCAACAUGAAGACUAUGGCGAAGAAGGUUGGCUUCAAGGACUAUUUCAAAGAUCUCAAGCGUAGAAAACACGAAAAAUUUGGGGAUGAUAAUUCAAAGGACAUUAAAAAAGAACCCCUGUUUGAAGACAAAAUGAAUGCAGACUCUGAUGACUACAACAACCAUGAAAGCGAUAAUGAUGUGCAGUACAAUGGACACAAACCUAACAAUUAUGUUGAGGUCCCACAUGAUCCGCUCAGUUCAGUACUAAAUGGAGACUCUGGAAUAGGUUCCACUCACAUGGGGUCUUUCCAAUGGAACUAUUCUGAACAUAAAGAAGUUGUCAAACUAAAAAUGGAGUUACUCAAUUACCAAUUAGAAACUGCUAAGCUAGAGAGAAAGCGAAUAGAAGAAGCGAUGCAAGAGGAGUCAUCGGCGCGGGCUGCGCGUGCGACAGAGACGGCGCUACGGCUGCGCGCGGCGCGCCUCGAGGCGGCGGCGGCCGCCGCGCGCCUGCCGCCGCGCCACCCCGCGCUGCACUUCCCGCCCAGCGAGGCGCGCGCGCAGCUCUACCUCGACCAGUGCCUCACUAUCAACACUUAAACACCCUGUACACGUCCCAUUACUGGGCACAGGCCUCGUCUCAAUCACCCAGUAAAGGUGUGCCCACUGCUCCACUGCGGAUUGAGGUUAUGAGGAGUUCCUAAAUGUAGGUAGGUAGAUCGAUUAUGUUACAUUUUACAUUGAAACACAUUGGCCGGUCGCACUUUGGAUGCGGUUUCGUACGAAUUCGGCUUUUGCGUGCGUGUACGUACAAAUUAUUGCAUAUUCAUGACCAAAACGCACCCAGUAUGCGUACUUGGAUAGUUAGAAUGCUUCCUGCGUGUUUAUAACGCACAUUAUACGCGCGAGUCGAAUUCCUACGAAUUCGCUUAGUAGAGAGUUCGAAGUUAUGCGAAUUCCCAGUUUGGUCUUCUCGAGUACAAACAUCUCUUACUCUUUUUUAUUAAAUCGGUCGCUACGUACUAACGUCUGGAAGUGACUACAAAUUCACCAACUCAUACAGAUGAAGGGAAUAAGAUUAUAUUGAAAGUUGCUUCGUCAAUCAGCGAUUGAUGUUACAAAUGUUAUUUUAUAAUUAUAAUGGAAAAAAAGAAAGAAACAUUUAUUAUAAAUAUAAUGGUGCUGAUUCCCGUAGACACCAUCUAAUAUUAUUAUUUUAUUUAAGUUAUACCUGUCAUUUUCUUAUCCACCGAACAAGGCAUAAAAUUUAUGGAACACAGUUAAUUUUAGGCAGGAAUUUAGAAACCCUCCCAAUUUUUUAUAUUGGCCAAUGAACUGACAGAAUUUAGUUGACAGCACACGUCAAACGAGUUGCAUACCAGCGAGAUGCCUAUUUUAUUCGCCCGGGUAAUUCAUUUAAAUUAACAGUUGUCGAUUAUCGGCGAAUAAGAAAAUGACAGGUAUAACUUAAAAUAAAAUUAGGAGGUGUCAGCAGUAAUCGGGGCCAAUAUAUGCAUUUUAAUUUUUUAUAUUUGCCCCACACUACACUUUAAAAGAACAUACUUUGUUAAAGCGAUCAAUUGGAUGUUUGUUGUAGAAUAAUAGUUAAGAGUAUUCGAAGCAUCUGUUGUAAUAAUUUAUCUCUCUCCACUGUGAUAGUAAUAUAAGUUUUAAUUUAAUUAUAUUUUAGGUUUGAGUUUAUAAAAGUCGAAUUUAAACUUUUUAAGCAAUGUAACAAUACUUACUAGUCCACAUUUUAUCCUAUUUCCUGUACAAUUAGAGAUUGAGAAAUAAAUACGAAACGAAUAGAUACGAAAAUUUGUAUAUUUUACUUGAUUGCGUUUUACAGAUGAUUAAAUUACAAUUCAAUAUUAAAAUUAUUAUAUUUAA
Molecule: messenger RNA, 3143 nt
Organism: Pectinophora gossypiella (pink bollworm)
Lineage: Eukaryota; Metazoa; Arthropoda; Insecta; Lepidoptera; Gelechiidae
Product: myb/SANT-like DNA-binding domain-containing protein 3
Exons: 9
Coding region: 561-1853 (430 amino acids)
Source: RefSeq, a predicted model, not a curated record